Messenger RNA from Alosa sapidissima (American shad), 13366 nucleotides. RefSeq names its product sacsin-like. The record is from RefSeq and is a predicted model, not a curated record. The coding region runs from base 539 to 13342 and encodes 4267 amino acids. Lineage: Eukaryota; Metazoa; Chordata; Actinopteri; Clupeiformes; Clupeidae. The transcript has 8 exons.
UCUCUCUCGAGCGUGCGCGCGCUCUAAGUAGCCUACGUUCCAAAUGAUGUUUUACGGUAAGAUAACGUUCACGUUAGAUCUGCUGCAUGAAGGAGAGUAAGAGGAAACCUGUGUCCUGCUUUUAUAUUUGAUAAAUCCAUCUCAUCUCACAGUUUCAAUGCACGAUCCGAAUAAUAGUUUCUUAUUUGUUAGUCAACUCUGCAAAAACAUUCGGGGCUAUACUCAAUACGCUUUGUUGAAAAAGACGCGGGUUUCGUUUCUCAGAUACAAUUACAUCCGCUUUCAUAAAACGAAAACGUAGCUAACGAAUAUAGCCAAAGAGUAUACUCUUUGACAUAGCCUAGGUUUCGUUUCCUGUGAUUCCUGCGUUUCUUUUCCUAGUAAAUGCAAACCACUGAGUGCUGACGUAGGGCGGAGCAUCCAUGUAAUAAAAACAAAACGGUCUUGGAGUGAUGAGAUGAGAGUGAUCACCGAUGGACAUCUGCUGAAAUCCACGACAGAUUGCCGACAAGUUACAGGUUCAAUGAGCUGAUGAAAGAUGAGUGCUGUCAGAAAAGGAAGGAGAAAAAAAAAUACAUUUGGUGCAACAUCUCCACCUUUUAUAGACUACUUGAAAGAUAUCCUCAGGAGAUAUCCAGAUGGAGGACAAAUAUUAAAGGAGCUGAUACAGAAUGCAGAUGAUGCUGGAGCUUCUGAUGUGGUGUUCAUUCAUGAUGAGAGGACGUAUGAGAAGAACAGCCUGUUGAGUGAAGACCUUGGAAAGUAUCAAGGUCCUGCCCUCUAUGCAUUCAACAAUGCUGUCUUUACUGAAGAAGACUGGCAAGGCAUUCAGGCCACAGGGAGAAGCGUCAAGCGCAAUGAUCCAAACAGAGUGGGGAGAUUUGGGAUUGGAUUCAAUUCAGUCUAUCAUAUUACAGAUAUGCCAUAUAUAUUCAGUUCCAAAUACCUCGGGCUGCUGGACCCACAGGAGAAGAUAUUUGGAGAUGGAGAGGGAGGUUACAGAUGGUCUCUGGAUGAUGAUGAAGACAGAAAUGUCCUUUUCACCUCGAGAGAUCAAUUUCAACCCCUUCGAGACAUUGUCAAACAAGUCAGUGACAGCACAUGGGAGAAAACCAUAGAAGAGGAUCAGUUUUUCAAAGGGACUCUUUUUCGGUUUCCAUUGCGCUGUGAAUCCUCAGAGAUUUCCGAUAACUUGUAUGAUUCAGACAAAGUUGUUCAGCUUUUUGACAGUUUCAUUGCAGAUGCAGAGAUUAGCCUUCUUUUCUUGAGACAUGUGUCUAAUGUCUCCCUGAUGCACAUUGACCCUUGUGGAUCUGUAGCCGUAAAACUUAAAGUAUCCUUGUCAAGCUCCCCAGCAAGUUUAGAAUCAGGUGACACUGACAAGCCCCCAGAGGGGUCAACGGUGUUUAAAAACAUUUCUUCUGCUUCACUUAGUGAUGGAGAGAGAAAUACCCAGUGGCUUGUCACAUCGUACUGCUUGAAAGAGGGAGAGGUGGCAAAGAUCGACUUGCUUGCUGAGAAGCUGUGUUACCAGCCUCAAGUUGACUUGGCUUUUCCCUGUGAGCCAGAGAACUUUAUUUCUGACGGACGACUGAGCUGUUUCCUUCCACUUCCAAACAAUGAGCCAAACAGGACAGGGCUGCCAGUUCAUACCAAUGCAUGUUUUGGCCUGACUGAUAACCGGCGCCAUAUUAAAUGGCAAGAUGAGGACCAGAAGAAUGAUGAAGCAGCUCAAUGGAAUGAACUUCUGAUGACUGACGUUCUUCCUCACACAUACUUGAAGAUGAUUCUUGAUUCCAUCCAGUGCUGCAGAAACUCCGUCCUUCCUGCAACAUCAGUGUACCAGUUGUGGCCAGACAUAAUCCAAAUGCAGCAUAAGGAGAAAUGGCACGGAAUAGCAAGGGAUAUUGUAGAACGUCUACUAAAUAACAACGCCGUGUUCUCUCUGGCUAAAGAUGAGAAAAUCUGGGUGACCCCAUCAGAUGCUGUAUUUCCAGAUGAUGAUAUUGAGGAGCCCGUCUUAUCUGCAGUGGCCAAACUUUUGAUUACAGAGAAUGAAAAUCUUAUCGAUGUUCCAAAGCAUGUGUUGAAUGACCUGAAACGGGUCAUUCCUGAGCGGGACACUUUACAGUGGAUCACCCCACAUUUUAUCAGAGAUGUUAUUCACAGAGGUAGAUUAGAGGAGGUCUCACACAAUGAAAAACUGUCCCUUCUGGAGUAUGUCCUCAGUGAUGAGAAUUUCCAGGAGCUUGAAGGUCUUCAGCUUCUACCACUUGACAAUGGGACGUUCGAAAAGUUCACAGGCAGCGACGAAUCCACUGUUUUGAUUGACAACAAAGAAUUUCCGAGAGAAUUGCUACCAUUUUGUAAAGCAGCGUUUAUAUCUCAAGAACUGAGCCUCAACAGCCUUUGUCACUUGAAAAAUAUAGCCACAAAAGAAACAUUCAACAUCAUCAACCUGGAUGCACAAAAUGUGGCUGAUUUAACCAAGAAACAUUUACCACAUGAAUGGAAAAAUGGACUUGACCCUGUGUUGUGGGAUAGAGGUAAUCCAGAACAUCCUCCAAGGGGGUGGUUGAUAGAGUUUUGGAAAUAUUUGAGUUCCAACUGGGAGGAAUUAGGCUACUUUGUUAACCUGCCAUUAUUACCUGUGGAAUCAUCUGGAAAUGAUUCUAAAUCUGUAUUGUUGGCAAAGCUACAGAAAAAAACUACCCUAGUGUUUCAGCAAAGCAAACACAGCAGCCUAUCUGAACACAUUCAGAACGUAGUAAAGAAAGUUGGGGGCACUCUUAUAAAACAGGAGCAGUACCUCAAACACCACGACAUCGAAGCCUUUGCUCUUCCACCAUCACCUAAAAGCCUGCUGAAGGUCUUCUUAAACCUGAGCAUCGAUCAAGUUAUCAGAGGAAUCCACUCUGCAUCUUGCACUGAAAAAGAGGAAAUCAAGUCCUUCCUCUCUUCUGUGGAUUCUCUUUCAGAUGAAGAGCAAAACAUUGUCUCUAAGAUGCCUCUGUUCCAGUUGAUGACUGGCGAGUAUGUAUGUGGUAAAUCAAAGCAUGCAGUGGUUUUGAACUCCUCACCAGCCAUUCCCUCUGACCUUCCCAUUCCUAAUUCUGUGGUCCAGUGUGCUAGUGAAGCAGAUCGCAGACUUUUAGCAACCCUCAAGGUUGAACUUUUGGACACAGCACAGCUGGCCCUUCAUUUAGUGAAAUGCAUUGAGGCAUGUUCUUUUAAUCAGCAGAAUGAAAAGAAAACAAUGAUCUGGAUAUUACAACAUGGCUGUGCCCUCUUCUCUCAAAAUGUGAUGUUAUACAACAAAUGCAAAGAUCUGACCUUCAUUGAAAUUGAAGGACAAUGCCAGAAAGCCAAAGCUUCAAGUGUUUUUGAUCCGAACAACCACACCUUCAAAAAACUCUUUGAGCCAAAUUUCUUUCCUUCUGCCGACUAUGCAAUGACUCAACAGAUGCUCCAGAGCUUACGCCAACUUGGACUGCAGUCAGAAGAGAAGGAUAUAUCACCUGACAAUGUGCUGGAUGUUGUCAGAAGUCUUGAAAAGUCUUGUGGACAUUCUGAGGAAAAAACAUGGAAGAAAGCAGAUGUUCUUCUCCGAGUGCUGAAUGACAAUGAUAUAAUUUCUAAAUUCUCUCCAAGCCAACUGGAGCAAUUGCAAAAGAUGCAGUGGUUUCCUUGUGAGAAUCCAUACGCUGUGACCAAAGAAGUCAAGAAGAAACGUGAAAACAGACAUUUUUAUAAACCAUGUGAAAUUAGACAUUCAAUGUACUAUACUGUUGUUGGCCAUGUUAUGCCACUUGUUGCUGAGCUAAAUGAGAAAGUCUGCAAACAACUGGGACUAUUGAAUUCACCACCAGCUGAGAAAGUCAUGGAGAAUCUAUCGGUACUAAACUCAAUGUCACAAACUACACCUGAUCUUGACAAAGAUGUAAAAUUCAAAACGAAGUUGCAUGACACAUACAAAUUCAUGCAGGACCAUAUUGGGCUUUUUAGGGAGGUAUUGAAGAAAAAAUCUGUGCCUUGGCUCUGGAUUGACAACCGCUUUGUAUCACCUUGUGAUGUGGUUUUGGCAUAUCCCCCUGAAUUAGAUCUGAGUUCUUACAUUGACAGGGUCCCAGAGGAGUACCUGCCGUUUGACGUCUUACUGAGAGAGUCCGGAGUGAAGUUAGCCCUUUCAGAAGAUGAGAUUGAGAAAAUACUUAAUGAUGUCAAACAAAGAAUUGAUCAAAGAAAUCCUCCCUUUGGAAAACCCACUGAGCUGAGGUUGUCCAUAAAUAUCCUGAAUUGGUUGCGCAAAGAGAAUAAACCUGCCAGGGAUGAUACUCCAGUACCAGUAAUGGCUGAAAACCAAACAUUCACUUUGCAGCCUGCCUCUAAGACUUUGUUCUGUGAUAUAAGUAAAGAGGGUUUAACAGACUUGAAAGAAGACCAAGAAGAUUUUUAUGUCAUUCAUGAAGAGGUACUUCCUGUGACAGCAGAGUGGCUGAAUAUCCCCCUCCUCAGCACACGUAUUCUAAACCCAGAGUUCAUUGGAAUAGAGCAGUGUGGUCAGACAGAGCCCAUAACUCAGAGAAUUAAAAACAUCCUGAAGGAGUAUGAUGAGGACAGUGACAUUUUCAAAGAGCUCCUACAAAAUGCUGAGGAUGCUGGUGCUAGAACUUGCAGAUUCAUGGUUGAUUUCAGGAAACACAAAGACUCCCCUGACAGUGUCAUUGACAGUGGUAUGUCCCUGUGUAAUGGCCCUUGCCUUUGGACAUUCAAUGAUGAACUCUUUUCAGAUGAAGACUGGACCAAUAUCACAAAAGUGGGAUCUGCCUCAAAAGAAAAGAAAGUGGAGAAAAUUGGAAAAUUUGGAAUUGGAUUCAAUGCAGUAUACCAUGUGACUGAUGUUCCUUCAAUACUGAGUGGAGAGAAACUCUUAAUUUUUGAUCCAAAUGUAACACAUUUGAAAAAGUACAUUCAAAAUAAAGGAAAUCCUGGAAUCAAACUGAACGCGUUCCAAAAGAGAAUUUCCCGAAGGUUUCCAGGACAAUUCAAAUCAUAUCAAGGCAUUUUUGACUGUGAUUUCUCUGAGAAAAACACUCAAAAAUUCUACAAGGGCACAUUAAUGAAGUUGCCCUUUCGCAGUCCAGAGGAAGCAAAGAUUUCAGAAAUCAGUACAAAGGUGUAUGACACGGAUCGUAUUGUGGCUUUUCAGCAACAUCUGACUCAUAAAUCUCAAACUCAUCUGCUUUUUCUGAGAAAUGUAGAGGAUCUCUCUCUUCGGACUUUGCCAGAGAAUGCCACCACUCCUCCAACAAAUGAACAAAUGGAGACUCUUGUUCAGAUCACAAGAAAGGUUGUGGACACAGUUCCAAUAUCUGGAAGACUGAAAGACAGUCAAAGAAAGUCUGUCAUCUCUUUGAUGCAACAUCAUACCAAGUGUGCAGAUGUAAUUGAUAGUUCUGAAGCAAGUAUCAGUGAAAUAAUUCAAAACAAUGUUGAUGUACAUGCUGUCCAGUACUGGCUUCUUUAUUCUUGUUUCGGCACUCACAGUUCACUAAAAAUGGUCCAAGAACAAAAGGAGCUGAACAUAUUCUCUGUGCCAAUUGGAGGACUAGCUGUGCCUUUGCAAAAAGAACCUCAGACUGGGAAAUGGGCAGUCAAGAAGAGCAGCUUAGUUGGACAAGCAUUCAGUUUUCUGCCUCUAUCAAUCCAAACUGGUCUUCCUGUUAAUAUCAAUGGUUCGUUUGCUGUUAUGUCAAACCGUAAAAGUCUAUGGGAGACUGGAGUGAAGGCAGAAUGGAACAAAGCCCUACUGAAGGAUGCUGUAGCAAAUGCCUACAUUACUACCCUACUCAUCUUGAAAGAAUUAUCAGAAAAUGGAAGCCUUUCAGAUUAUCCUUAUUACACAUUCUGGCCCGAUGGCGAGAAAGUAGGCAACGCAUUUAAACCAUUAGUUGAUGCCUUCUACUCAGCAAUUGUGCAUGGAUUUUGUAGUGAAGAUCUUGAGCUCUUCGGUGAUGGGAAACAGUGGUACUCACUUAAUUCUGUGAGGUUUUUGGACCCAGCCAUAGCAGAACACAAGGAAGUUGGAGAACUUGCAGAGAAGAUUUUUCAGAGCCAUCACAGCCAUGCUGUCCCACUUCCUUCAUGGGUAAGAAAAAGCAUGAUAAAGAGUGGCUUCAAAGACAUUGUCACGGACAGAACACUCAGCUGGACAGAUUUUUUCCGGGAUGUGGUGUUUAGAAAUUUAGACACCCUGGAAUCCCAAGACAGGAAGGCUAUGAUUCUCUGUGCAAUUGACCUCUGUAAUGAUGAAGUGGAUGAACUACUGAAAGUGCAUCGCUGCAUUCCAUCACAGAGUAGUGAACUCCGAUACAUCAGGACAUUGGUGAAUCCAUCAGGGAAAGUGGCUUGUCUGUAUGACCGGGAGGAAGGAAGGUUUAUUGAUGAUACCAGAGAUGACUUCUGCUCCCCAAAAAGGAUGCAUAGGCUGAUAGGCUUAGGAAUGCUAAGUGAUCAUUUGCCCUUAGAGGACGUGGCAGAAAGAGCAGGCACCAUCUUAAAGGUCUGGGAAACAGAUAGAACUAAAGCCAUGAAGCGUCUUGAAUGCUUGUUUGAACUGAUGCAUGAGUUGUCAGUUGACCAAAAAUCUCAUUACUGGCAUGCCCUUCAAAACACACCAUUCAUCCCUGCAUGUCCACGAGUAAAUACACAGCCAAACAAUGAUAUGAUUCCAAUGUUGAAAAAGCCAUGCCAGGUUUAUAACUUCUCUUGCCAUUAUUUGGUGAACAUGACUGAAUUCACAGUUGACCAUAAACACCUUAAGAUCCGCGAAGAUAACGUUGUCCUUGACAAACUGGGUGUGCGCAAAACACCACAACUUUACACAGUGCUAAGACAACUGGAGGAAGCAUCUAAAUGUGAUGUUCAUGAUCAGGUUCUAUUAGGCAAAAUAGUGUAUAAGAGCUAUGAAUACUUGAACAAAUUGCUAAUUGAUGAAGAUCCAACCCAAUCCAACCCAACCGUCAUUGCAGAUUUUGCUAAAUCAUUCCCCUUUAUCUUUGUGGACAACACAUUUGUACAUGUGAAAUCAGUGGCAAAAUGUCAAGAGUUUGAAGCCAAACCAUAUCUCUGUGUCCUACCAAGUGUGUUUUCCAAGUUUCACGAUCUUUGGGAAUGUGUUGGUUUACAACAACAAUUUACCCCUCAACAAUUCUCUGCCGUUUUACACGAGAUGGAAAGUAAAUACGGGCCCAAUCCUCUUUCCGACUUUGAUCUAAAUAUCUGUCUGGACAUACUGAGAAAAGGACUCCUUAAGUCUGAAGAUGCAAUUUCACAGAACUAUCUUGUUCCUGAUGAAAACUCUAUACUGAGACCCAGCUCUGAUCUUCAUUACAAUGACAGCCCAUGGAUGCCAGUGUCGGCGGGUGUUACUUUGUGUCACAGACUAAUAGCAAGGGAAGCUGCACGUCAUUUUGGUGUUAGGACAACAAGACACCGCACACUAGAAGAUAGUGAAGUUCAUGGCUUUUCACCUUAUGCAAAAGAAUUUGGACAACAGGAAAAACUAACAGUCCGAAUAAAAAACAUCAUAGAAGCAUAUCCUUCCAAAAAGGACAUCAUCAAAGAGCUCGUUCAGAACGCAGAUGAUGCAGAAGCCACUGAAAUACACUUCAUUUUGGAUACGAGAAAACAUGGCACUAAGAAAACAUUUGGGAAGAAAUGGGAUUCUCUUCAAGGUCCAGCUCUUUGUGUGUACAACAACAAGGUGUUUACUGAUGCAGACUUGCAAGGUAUUCAGAAGCUUGGGGAAGGUGGGAAACACGGACAGUGUGGAAAAACAGGAAAAUACGGUCUUGGAUUCAAUUCUGUUUAUCAUCUCACAGAUUGUCCUGCCAUUUUAACAGGAGACAAGCUUUGCAUAUCUGAUCCACACAUGGAAUAUUUAGAGAUGGCAUCAAAAGAGAAAUCAGGAUGCAUGUACACAUUGAAAGAUCAAUUUAAGAUGUCAUUCAUGGAUGUCUAUCAGACAUUUCUGCCAUCAGAAUUCAACCUUGAAUCUGGAACUAUGUUUAGGCUUCCUCUCCGAACAGUGGAAAUGGCAGCUAAGUCUGAAAUAUGCAAAGCAGAUGUCAGACUCCAGGACAUGGAUGAACUGAUGCAAGUUCUUGCUGAAGACUCAGAUGGUUUGAUCCUCUUCCUGAAACAUGUCAAGAAAAUACAGUUCCAUACAAUCAGCCCUGACUCAGACAAACUACAUACUAAAUAUUUGAUUGAAAAGCAACUAUCAGAAGAAAGCAGCAUUAAGAGAGCAAACUUCCAAGAUCAAGUUCAAGGUUCCCUGGUCCCAUGCAAGGUCAUUUAUAACAUGCAUAUCUCCUUAUCGGAUUCAAAAGGCAAAAGGAAAAAUAGUCAAUGGGUCGUUGCAGAACAGUUUGGCUCCUUUAGACCCACUUCUGGUCAAAUUAAUGAGUCAGAUGUUUCCCAGACAGCACAGGCAGCUGUGGCAGCUUGUAUUGGAGCAAAGUCCUUUGGCUUCACUGGAAGGCCAUUUGAGUCCAACUUAAAUGGAAGACUAUUCUGCUCCCUCCCUCUGCCUGGGGAAACCGGUCUGCCAGUUCAUGUCAACGGGAAUUUUGAGGUUGACUCUUCUAGAAGGGACCUAUGGAAAGAGGAUGCAGUGAGUCCUAAGACUAAGUGGAACGAGUCACUCAAGCUGGACGUUAUUUCACCCCUGUAUGCAGAUCUUUUAAAGCACAUACAAAUGACCAUUAAAACAGGAACCCCUCUGAGUUUAUUGAGUUUAGAAUCACAGUUAUAUUUCUCAUAUCUGAAAUACUUCCCAUCUGUCUCAAAAGACGUUAAGCAAGAAUGGCAUGCAAUGAUCAAUCAUGUAUACAGAUCUAUACAUGAAAGAGAUCUCUCUGUGAUACCUGUUUUACAUACUUCCCAUCAGGAGGUGGCAGAGAAAAAGCCUUCAUUUAGCCAUCAUUUAGCAUUAUAUUCAAGUAAACAAUACACAGUCAACUGGUCAAAUGUUCUCAAGCACAAUCCUAUGGAUUCUCCUCAUUUUAGUCGCGAGUUGCAAACAGGUCUUUUUGAAAUUUUAGAAAACGUUGGAAUGAGUGUUGCUCCUUGGUCUCAGAAGAUGGAGAAAAUAUCUACAGGUUUUAAAACUGCAGGUGUGGAAGUGAUGAUGCUGUGCCCUAAAACAGUGCGGGAGUACUUGAAGGAAAAACCCCUUAAUGAUGCCACAAAAACAUUGGCAGCCUUACCCUUACCUGUUGAUCAGACGCUCAUUAAAGACAGUAGGCAAUGUAACUUACUCCUUAAGUUCUGUAUGGAAGACGUUAAUGAGAACAACAUUAACUCUAUUAAUGGACUUCCUCUUCUCCUUACUCAAGAUCAGACCCUAAGGGUUUUUGACUCAGGUUCUCCAAGGCAGUAUUCUAGAUUUUGGGAUAUAUUUGAGGGACAAAAAGCAGUCUUUGCAGAUCAUGACAUGAUCUUCAUUUACAGUGAUAUACUUCAAAAGGGUGGUUAUCUUCAGAAAUUGACAAUACCUGUGGCAUCAAAAUACUUGAUACCUAUACUGAAUGACGUUCAAAAUGAAGACAAACCCCCUGCCUGGCUAAAGCGCCUGUGGGAUUUUUUUGAGGAACAAAUCAACCAAGAGGCUGGAGAAUCAAGUAAUACUUUCAAUGAGAUCAAGAAAGCAUUCUUUGACUCUCCUGUUCUUCCAGUCAUCAGCCCAAGCCAAAAUAACAAACAUUUUCUGAAAACAAUGAGGGAUCUUUCAAGCGUUCUUAAGGAAUCAAAUGAGAAAAUGUCAUCUAUCUUAGUCAAAUUAGGUCUUGUGACAUUGAACUGCUCAUUUUUUAUCAAAAAAGUUUCAAAGAGUUUUAAUGAAGUGCUUUUUAAGCAUUUGAUACCUGAGCUCCUCAAGACGGAUAACAGCAAUGCUGUUUUGGAACAGGUUUUCCAGAUUCCACAUUCAAAAUUCAAGAUGUCCGAUGCAGACUUAGAUUAUCUUCAGGAUUUCUUUCAAACUGGAAUUUGCACUUCCAAAACUUCAGAGGAAUAUCAGAGAAGGUUCAAGUCAUUACCACUGUUUCAGACAGUGCAGGGUGUGCGGAAGAGCAUUGAGGGACAGAACAACAUGUUCAUCCUGAACACAGAGUGCAUUACAAAAUUUCCAGAUUUGUUUAACAUUGAUAUAGAAGGGCAUGUUUUUCUGAAGUACAACAUGGUCAAUGAACGGCUGUCCGAGGAAAUUAACAUAAACAUUUUAACGGAUCUAGACUUCUAUGUGAAGUUCCUACUGCCCUUAUUACACACAUUUACAGAACCACAAGUUCUUGACUCUGUUCGCCUGCUGUUGGUCUUAAAGUCCAACCAAAAAUAUGAGACGUACAAGGAUCAGAUUGUGGCCAAACUAUCAAGUGUCAGGUUCAUCAGAGACAUCUAUGGUACUCUUCAGUUCCCGUCUUACUUUUUUGAUGAGAAACAACCUCUCUACAAGAUAAUGCUCCCUAAAGAGAAAUUUGUACCACCAAAGUUCUGGAGACUAUUUCACCAAGACUCAGGGGUUGUGAGGAGGCUGCUGAUUGAACUUGGAAUGAAACAUACUGUCUCAGAUAUUGAGAUAAUAGAGUUUGCAAAAACAAUUGAGUCAGAAGUACAUGGCGAGACCUCAGUUCAAGAGCUCAGGACGAAGUCUUCAGCAUUAUUCAGUGAAGCUCUGAUAUUCAAUGACACUAAAAAGAAAUCUAACUUGUUGAAUAGGAUUGCAACCAUCAUGUUUAUUUUUCCUUUGCAAAUUCAGGAAGAACUGUGUGAUUACCAACAUCCCUUUGCUGGUGAAAGAGAUGCGAUUGCAAUCAAAGGGUCUUUGAUUGAAACAAACCCUGAUCAUCAGUACCUCAUUUGGUCUUCCAUGCCAAUACUGCCCACAGACGGAUUUUCUCAAUAUUACCAUGCAGAUUUGGUUAAAGCAGGAGCUUUUCAGAAGCCACCCUGUGAUUUAGUGGCCCAAAAUCUGAAAAACAUCUGUCAAUCAGAAUGUGACAUUCAUAUGAGAGACCUCAGAAAAAAAGUAUUUUGCGAAUCAUAUGCAUACUUACAAUCACUGGAUUUCAGCGGGUCUCAGCUUCAAGAUCAGCCAGUGGUUCUUGUUGAAAAUGAUACCAUUCUUGUGCAAGCCUCUCAAGCAGUGCUUCUUCUUGAUGACUACGAAGAGUUCAGGCCAUAUCUGUAUAAAGUCAGUCCACAGCAUGCAAUCUACGCGGAGUUCUUUAAAGGGAUCGGUGUAGAGGAAAGGCCAACAAUUAGGCAGUAUUGCAUAGUCCUCAAGGAUAUUUACAUGGACUCUGAAGGGAAAAAAACUCUCAAUCCAAAUCAGCAGUUGACGUUCAAACGUGCUGUCCAGCACCUCUUCCAACUGAUAAAAACACAAUCAGAACAAAUACAAUUCCAGGAGAAUUUGUAUUUACCAUCAGCAGAUGGCAGACUGCACAAGUCUAAAGAGCUCUACUUCAAUGAUACAGUCUUUCAGACAAAAAGAUUGGAGGACUCACUAAAAGACAAGCUCAGCCUUCUAAUGAACCUGGGGCAUUGUGAUCUAGGUGAAGACAUCUUUGAACAUCAGAAGAUGCUGUUGUUGCUGCCUGAGGACAGUCGACCCACAAUGUUGUCUCAUGUCACCUCUGAAAGCCUUGUGGGUUGUAGUGUGAAACUAUGUCAAUAUAAAAACAACUGUGAGUUCAGUGGUUGGUUUGAGAGACAUUUAAACUCCAGACCAUUUUUGUAUGGUAUCACAAGUUUGAUUAGAGAACAAAGUAAAGGCACCAUCUCUUGUACUGAUGCUGUUGAACUAUGUAAAAAUACCUUCGGAAAACUUCAAAUUGUAUGCUGCGAAAUCCUUGAGACAGAGCUCUUCUUAGAUCAAGAUCCACUUGUCAAUACCACUUCGGAAACACAAGUGUAUGUUAAAAAAGAGACACAGGGUUGCACCUUCUACCUGAAGCACAGUGGAGAUAUGGACUUUAAGAUAAUGCAGGAGGUGGUCAUUAGAUUAACCAAAGAAAUUAAUUCACUGCUGCAGAAUACCCUCAGCCCAGAUCACCUUUUCGCUUUGGGCCAGCUUCUGUCAUGUGAUACCCAGGAGGAGGUUGAGAAGACACUGGAAAAGUAUGAAAUCCGUAACAGUGCCAGCAGAAAAGAAGAUCUUCAUCAUCCAGACCCUGGAAGUCUAAUACCUGAGGAAUGGUAUGAUGCCCUUGACAUGAGCUUCAUGAACAAUUAUGAAAAAGGUGAAUAUGUAGGUUUCAAACAGACAUCAGAGAAUGAACAUUAUUACUAUGCAGUGGUUCUCGAACGAUUAGAUGCAGCAAGUGAAACAGGUCAAUAUUGUUGUAGAUACAAAAUACAGAUCGGCAAAGAUAAAUUUCAUGAAGUGAGCUCCCUUGAUCUUUAUCAGUUUAAACGAGAAAAAACAUCUGCCCCUGGCCAAAGUUUUUGUUGGGAAGUAACAUUGGUGGAUGAUCCUGAGCCAUCACCUAAGGAGGACUUCCCUAAGACCUUUGAAGAAAUCAAAAGGGAAAUUGAUAAGUGCCUGAAAAAAAUCUGGACCAUGUCCAAAGAGGACCAACAAAAAGCCAUCAAACGCCUGUUUCUCAGGUGGCAUCCAGACAAAAACCCAGGGCAGGAGGAGCUUGCUACUGAGGCAUUCAAGUACUUAAAAAACAAAAUUGAGGAAUAUGAACAAAAUGGACAGACAGGGACAGGACCUUCUAGUCGGUCAUGGAAUUUCAAAGACUUCUACUCUGAGUGGAAUUCUGAAGCAUCACGUCACCGUCAAGGGAGAAAGAGAUUCUACCGCAACACUCACAGAUCCCAGUAUAAUUUUUGGUCAUUCCACCAGGAAAUGCCAAGACCAGACAAAGAGGAAGCCAAGCGCUGGUAUUUGCAAGCCCAGUGUGACCUUAAUGCUGCUCACCAUGACUCAGAGAGUGGAAGAACUGAGUGGUGUUUGUUCAAGGUUCAUCAGGCUGUGGAGAAGGCUCUGAUGGCAGCAGAGUACAGAAGAAGCGGAAAACACUCUCCCAAUUGCUCCAUCGUUGUUCUUGCUCGGAAAGUGUCAGGCUACAGCCCAGAUUUAAGCGCUUUGUCAGAACUUGUGGGUCGAUUAAAACACUUGGGUGUGGAUGGCAAAACAACUCAGUAUCCCAACUACCACCCUCCCCCUAAGAUUCCUAACAAUGCAUUCCAGCCUGAAAAUGAGAAGGAAGCUCUAGAUGUUGCACAUGAACUUCUGCAGAAAGUGGACUUGUAUGUAACAUACUAAUUAAAAAGUAUGAUCUUUUUGUAA